Molecule: messenger RNA, 606 nt
Organism: Chrysochloris asiatica (Cape golden mole)
Lineage: Eukaryota; Metazoa; Chordata; Mammalia; Afrosoricida; Chrysochloridae
Gene: CISD1
Product: CDGSH iron sulfur domain 1
Exons: 3
Coding region: 76-402 (108 amino acids)
Biological process (GO): regulation of autophagy
Cellular component (GO): mitochondrial outer membrane; intracellular membrane-bounded organelle
Molecular function (GO): 2 iron, 2 sulfur cluster binding
Source: RefSeq, a predicted model, not a curated record
CCUUUAUUCCCGCUGUCCGCGCCAGCCCUGUUUGUUCUCUGUAUCCUGUGCACACACCUUGCAAGCGACGACACCAUGAGUCUGACUUCCAAUUCCGGCGUACGAGUUGAAUGGAUUGCAGCAGUUACCAUUGCUGCGGGGACUGCUGCAAUUGGUUAUCUCGCUUACAAAAGAUUUUAUGUCAAAGAUCAUCGCCACAAAUCUAUGGUAAACCUUCACAUACAGAAAGACAACCCCAAGAUAGUACACGCUUUCGACAUGGAGGAUUUGGGAGAUAAAGCUGUGUACUGCCGUUGCUGGAGAUCCAAAAAGUUCCCACUCUGUGAUGGAGCUCACACAAAACACAAUGAAGAGACUGGAGACAACGUCGGACCUCUGAUCAUCAAGAAAAAAGAAACUUAAAUGGACAAUUUUGAUGCUACAAACCAACAUGUCAUGAUGUUACCUGGUUGCUUAAUUAGGAUGAAUACCACUUAUGUCUAAUUCACAUCCCCUGGGUUCUAGAUGUGGUAUAUAUUGUAAAGUGCAGCUUUCACAUCCACGGCAUUUGCCUUACUUGUUGAACCAUCGUGGUGAACAUUUGUUUAAUCAGAAAAAAAAAAAAAA